Messenger RNA from Choloepus didactylus (southern two-toed sloth), 138 nucleotides. RefSeq names its product mitochondrial import receptor subunit TOM5 homolog. The record is from RefSeq and is a predicted model, not a curated record. Gene Ontology annotation, cellular component: mitochondrial outer membrane translocase complex. Lineage: Eukaryota; Metazoa; Chordata; Mammalia; Pilosa; Megalonychidae. The coding region runs from base 1 to 138 and encodes 45 amino acids. The transcript has a single exon.
AUGCUCCUAAUCGAGGGCCUUGCACCAAAGCUGGACCCAGAGGAAAAGAAACAGAAGAUACGUGAAGAUGUGCUCUCCUCCAUACAGAACUUCCUCAUCUGUGUGGCCCUGCUGCAAGUCACUCCUUUUAUCUUAUAG